This is a messenger RNA of Sabethes cyaneus, 2973 nucleotides long. RefSeq lists its product as uncharacterized. The coding region runs from base 212 to 2011 and encodes 599 amino acids. The transcript is spliced from 4 exons. Lineage: Eukaryota; Metazoa; Arthropoda; Insecta; Diptera; Culicidae. The record is from RefSeq and is a predicted model, not a curated record.
GUGUGUCGACUUGUCGAGAUUCGGGAAAAAAUAUUUAUAUUUACUGAAAUUGAUUGCAUUUCUGUCACAAAGAACCUGAAGAAUCAAACUACGCCUUUACCGAUGGUUUUUAUAUUGCUCUAAUAGGCCUCAAAAGUUUCAAAAACGGAUGUAGAAAGCAGUAAACCAAUGAAAUUUUUUUCCUUUCUCUUCAAUCGAUCGCUUCGAUAAAAUGGUAGAAAAAAACACGUACGACAUGUGUAUUUACGUGAUGUUUAGUACUUUGUUGAUCUUGAAUGUGGCGACGCUGGAAAUAAGCGGUGAUAUGGAUUUUCCGGUCAAUAACAUCCCGAUAUACAGCGAUGGAAUCUAUUUUGAAAAUCUGAAACCGGUCAAGAUUCAAGUUAGCUUUUGGACGCUGCAGACCAAUUAUGAGCUGAAAGAGUUCGUGGAUGAGAUUGUGAUGGCCAAUGCAAGUGUUAGUAAGCUGAUUCAGGCAUGCCGAGACUUGAAAAGCAAGUUUCCCAAUAGCUGCGAAAGCAUUGGAAAUAUUAUUGACUUGACACAAGAACUAAACGACUUCAAAGAAUUGCUGGGAAGUUUCUGUGAAAACAAACGAAAAAAGCGUGGUAUCUUGAAGUCCUGGUUUGGACUGAUGGAUGGCAGUGAUCGAGACGAAAUCGAUGAGAACUUCAAGAAGGUUGAUGACCAAAUUACUGUACAAACAUCAACGGUCGAGCACUUUUUCAACAGCACCAAUUCGGCGAUUGCAGUACUCAGUGGAAAUAUGUUCCAGGUUGACCCGAAGCAUCCUAAGACGAUCGAUUAUAGUCGAGAGGGUCAACUGUUGAUGAUGGAUAUUCUGCUUAAUAAGAUAAUUCGGAAAAAGGAGCUGUUCAUGAAACUGUUGCAAACUUCUAGCUCGAUGUCUCUCACUGAUGACAUAGUAAGUUCGACUCGUUUGCUGAAAGAACUUCAAAAGUUGCAAAAAAUCUUACCAGAAGAUUUUACCUUUCCUGUUAAGUUGAACCUUCGGGAAGUCAUCAAGAUGUAUUCGCUUUCGAAAGUUAUGGCCGUUGUAGAAGACUGUAAAAUGAAGGUUAAUAUUUUGUUGCCACUUUGUAAUAAGAUAGACUAUACGACUCUUAAAGGAACCAGCGUGCCUACGAUACGGGAGGGUAUUCUCAAAAUGUUCCCAUUGGAAAACGAUGUACUGGUUUAUAACAAUGUUCAUCAUCUUGGAAUGGUAAUGAACUACGGCGAAUAUAAGAGCUGUAAUCAUUUGAAUGAUUUUGCUCUUUGCAAUAUGAACCAUUUGAUGAAGAACCUAUCCACGGCUGAGGAUUGCAUUGUGACGACCUUCUUCAACAAAACAAACGCCGAUUCGGACUGCCGGAUCAGUCGCUUUCAACUAAGGCAUCAGAUCUGGAUACAGCUGGCUGAUCCAAAUCGGUGGGUUUAUGCAGUGCCUAAUCGAACAAUGAUUGAAAUUAAUUACGGGUUAUCGAACAAAAAAGUGCUUGAAAUUGGAGGCAUCGGUAUGUUGAAAUUGACUCGAAUGUGCCACGUGAGAUCUCAGGAUAUCAUCCUUCAAUACGUACCGCAAUUGAGCAGUGUAGCCGGUCCACAUGCGUUAGGAUUCCAGCUACCGGCGGUAGUGACGCGCGACCAACCACGUAUCGUGUCAGCUAGCGAUAACAACAAGAUUAUCUUGGCUGGCGAAAACACCGAAAGUGCCCUUCAAGAUCGAAGCCACGUCGCCGGCAUAUACUACGAACAGUCUGGAUUUUCCCCCUGGGCUAUCGUUGGCAUCAUCUGCGGAGUGCUGACUGUAACUUUUAUUGCGGUCAAGGUUUACCUCAAAAUGGUCAAUGAAAAGCGCAGGCAGCAGAUGCUGAUGGAACGUCUCCAGGAGCAAGACCAGGCGGGCCACGGCGGUACAAAUGGUCGAAACGAAUCUUUAAACUCAACGGGUUCUGCAGACACCUCGCAACGGGCUUUCAUCAGGCAACCAACUGCUCCAGCAUUUUAAGACAUUGGCAAACGUUAGGUAGGUUGAUCGGAGUUUAAACACUAUCAUUUUUAUGAAAGAAAAAAGACUUGUUUAGUGUGCCGGGCUGUGUUAAAAAUCUGUGAAGAUUUCGGAAUGUUAGGAAUCGUGUUUAGCUUUAUCGCUUUUUUAUUGUAUAUUCACGAAUAUAGGCAUAGACAUAGACGUAUAUUUUUCGAAUAUUGCACUGCAAUGUCCGAUCGGUUGGAUUUUCGUAAUAAAAUACGAAACACAAAAACGUAGGGCACAAAAGUGAGUAUUUUGAAACAUCGAUGUGGCACUUGUAAGCAUGCAAGCAUAUAAAAAUUAUUGCUCUUUAAACAAUUAUAAUUGGCCAGUGGCCACAUAAUAUCAAAAUUAACCAAAAUUAAUCAGUUUCCUCAGUGUAUUGAGGUUCUGAGAAUGGUUUGCUUGCAGAAGUGCCAUUUCUUUAAAGUUUUUACACCUUCACAUGCGUUUUAUUCAAUUUUAAACUUUCAUUUUUCCCUUCACUGUGAUUAAUAUCAUUUGAAUGUAGUUAUUUUUAAACCGUAUGUUUCAUUUUUCAAUUUCACAUAAAUUAUCACCUAUCAAAAGUUGCCGAUCUAAUCAAAUCAGAGAUUGGAGCUAUAUUUCUGUUUUUAAAUAUAGCUAUAGCUAUAGCAAACUUUUUUUCACGCUAGUAAUCCCGAAAAGGAAAAAUAAUACUUCUCGUUCGUUACCAAAAACUAGAUAAGAAACGGUUUUCAAUUCAUUUCGAGGAAGACUACCUAUUUCUACCUACCCAUUACCAUAACUGUUAAGAUUCGGGCCUAUAGGCUUAGCCCAGUCCAACGAAGGUCAGCAUAAAUACAAAUUGAAACGAAACAGUUCUGUGAAUGCAGAGUUAUGUGUCAUUGAACACUACACCAUUGAGUAGAAAACGAACAAAGAAAAAUACUAUAUUUUUAGAACUUAUUUUCUCA